Oncorhynchus keta (chum salmon) is the source of this 1885-nucleotide messenger RNA. RefSeq lists its product as uncharacterized. NCBI's taxonomy places the organism in Eukaryota, Metazoa, Chordata, Actinopteri, Salmoniformes, Salmonidae. Bases 231 to 1139 code for a protein of 302 amino acids. The record is from RefSeq and is a predicted model, not a curated record. The transcript has 2 exons.
UGAUCAUUAAGGGGAUGCCACAAUAACUGGCAGAAACGGAAGCUGUUCAUGGAACAGGAGUGUUUUGACCACCGAACAAUUUUUGAGAGGGUAGUGCAGUUGUGAGGCGCCUUUUGAUUUGCACCCGCCUCCUAAGGGCGAGGAGUCUCUUCGGAUUUGCCUCAGCGCAUUGCACUUGAAGAAACCUCUAAAUAUAAACAUUUUUAAAAAGAGAACUCCAAACCGACCCUAUGUGUGUUCCCUAUCACUUCGUGGACAAGAGGCCGACUGAAGAGCAUCCUUUCACUGAGAAGUGGCUGGGCUAUGAUGCUCCAGUACAGAUCAGAAGGCGACAUCUCAUCAGAACAUUAACGCAUACAUAUGAAGACAAUUGUGAUGUGGAGUCUGAUCUGAGUGUGCCAAUGGCACUGCAGCAUAAAGAUGCUGAUACUCAAUGGGAUGUUCCAGCACUGACUGAUCACAGCUAUGUGUCAAGAGAACCAGUCAACAAGCCCAUCUGCCACAAACAAACCCAAUGUGGUGGUGCAGAGUCAUUGACCCACACCAUCCUGAAGAAUGACACUAGCUCAGUGUUGUAUACUGGCCUUCCUCUAAGUGUUUUCUUUAACCAUGUAGCAUUUCUGCAUAAAUUCUACACGGCUAACUUCAAAAUGCAUAUCACUGAUCAAAUACUGAUAACCUUGAUGAAGCUGAAUCUACUCCACAGUGAUAUUGCUGAAUACUUUGCUGUGUCCCAGGGAGUAGUGAGCAGAAUCCUUUCCUACUGGAUUGACACAAUGGAGGAGCUCAUGAGGAUCUACAUUCCAUGGCAGCCGAGGUUAGACAAUCCAGAAGACCCUCAGUGCUUCAAAGAGAAGUUAUCCAACACCACUUGCAUCAUCCACUGCUCUGAGACCAUUCUCCAGAAAGCAGACAAUCUCGAUUCCAGAUGGGAGUCAUACAGCCAAUAUUAUUCCAGCAAUACUCUCAAGUAUUUGGUUGCCAUUGCUCUAUGUGGACUCAUUAUGUUCAUUUCUCCUGCAUAUAGAGGCAGAUGCAGUGACAAGUUCAUCACCCAAAACUCUGGCUUCCUGGAAUACCUUAGGCCUGGCAAUGAAGUUAUGGCUGACGGGCUUCACCAUCCGAGAUCUGCUGUAUGAGAGGAAGGUAAACCUUGCCAUACCAGCCUUCACCCAGAAAGGAGGCCAGCUGUCUGACGAGGAUGUCGCAAGCACAAGAAGGAUAGUUAAUGUGCAUAUACAUGUUUAGAGAGUUAUCAGACUCAAGGUGUUCAAAUCCUCUUCCAGACUGUUCCCAUCAACCUGACACACAAAAUGGACAAAGUCCUUAGAAUCUGUGCAGCCCUUGUUAACAUGCAGGGUGAGAUCAUCCAUGAGGAUGCAGAAUGAGCAGUGAGAAUGUUCAUACAUUUGAAAUGUAACUUUAAACACUAUCAUUUCAUCCAGCUGAGAUACUAUAUAUAUAUAUAUUAGUUUAAUCGGAAUUAUUUGUUCCUAUAUUUGAAAUCUACUGUAAUUUUGCCGGUUCCUGAUAAUUACAGGCAUCCACUAGGUGCUGAUAUAAUGCUUUUUAAAAUCUAUUUCAAAUACAUUUUCUUCAACACAAAUGUCACUAACAGACCAAGAGGGAAGACAAAUGUCAAGUGACACAAUUUUUCUUAAUUUGUGCCCUUGAAAACCAAACCCAGAAUCAAACUGAAAACACCUUUGAAUACUUUAGACAUGCCUCCUCAUCCUUCUUUUCAAAAUGGUAAAUAUCAAAGAAAAGGUCAAAGUGGAGUUUCAUAAUGUUUUUAUUAACUCCGUAAGUUGCUAAGUGCAAGAUGAGUUCACGAAGUGCCAUAUGAAAAAAGAGCUAUACAAGGUACGAUUAAAAUAUUCAUCAA